Molecule: messenger RNA, 528 nt
Organism: Arachis ipaensis
Lineage: Eukaryota; Viridiplantae; Streptophyta; Magnoliopsida; Fabales; Fabaceae
Molecular function (GO): nucleic acid binding
Source: RefSeq, a predicted model, not a curated record
AUGUCACAAACAAGUGGACAGGUGGAGAUUUCUAAUAGAGAUUUCAAACGAAUUCUAGAGAAGAUUGUCAGUGCUUUAAAAAAGGAUUGGGCUAGGAAGACUGAUAAAACUCUCUGUGCUUAUUGGACAGCCUUUAAGACUCCUAUCGAAAUGUCUCCUUAUCAGUUGGUUGCAAGAGAGAAGAGGCUCCUCCAACUUAAUGAGUUUGAUGAAUUCCAAAACACAGCAUAUGAAAACGCUAAGCUCUACAAAGAGAAGACAAAGACAUGGCAUGAUAAAAAGAUAGCCACCAAAAUAUUUGAGCCGGGUCAAAAAGUCAUUCUUUUUAACUCAAGGCUCAAGAUAUUCAUAGGGAAGCUGAAAUUCCAGUGGUUGGGACCGUUUCGAGUCACUAAGGUUUCUUCUUAUGAUCAUAUGGAAAUCAUGGAAGAACAGUCCAACAGGAUGUUCACUGUCAAUGGCUUGAUAUUAAAGCACUAUCUUGGUGGUGACAUUGACCGCCAAAAGACCACUCAUCUGCUUACUUAG